This is a messenger RNA of Vespula vulgaris, 3477 nucleotides long. Its product is annotated as forkhead box protein E1-like. Bases 1002 to 2576 code for a protein of 524 amino acids. Lineage: Eukaryota; Metazoa; Arthropoda; Insecta; Hymenoptera; Vespidae. Gene Ontology annotation, biological process: animal organ morphogenesis; regulation of transcription by RNA polymerase II. The record is from RefSeq and is a predicted model, not a curated record. The transcript has 2 exons. Gene Ontology annotation, cellular component: nucleus. Gene Ontology annotation, molecular function: DNA-binding transcription factor activity, RNA polymerase II-specific; RNA polymerase II cis-regulatory region sequence-specific DNA binding.
AAGAAAAAGAAGAAAAGAAGUAUUAAGAUAGAUUAACAAGAAAAUAAAAAGACAAAUAAAAGGACAACAAAAUAGAGGGAAAGAAUUACUGAAAGGUAUUAUAAAAAAUAACAGAAAAAUAAAAUACGUUAAGAAAGAAAGAGAGUGAGAGAGGAAAUUAAAAAGAAAAGAGAAAUAAAGAAAAGAGAAAGUGAGAGAGAGAGAAAGGAAUACUUACACAAAGAAAGAAAAAGUUCAUCGUCGACUAUCGUAAAGGCAGGUCGUCGUCAGGCGUGACAGGGACGAUGAAUACUGGAUUUUGAUUGGCUAAGUAAGCGCUCUGUUCGACCAAUCGUUUCGAAGAAUUCCCGCGCGCCUCCACCUCUCAUUCACGCCUCCAAGAAAUAGGAAAGAAGACAAGAGAGAGACCGCAAGAUCAACUCCGCAUCGAUAGAUCUCGAGAGCGCCGAAAGUCCAGUCGUUCGAAAACACAACCGCGUUCGACGUCCUCGCCGUGUUUCUUCCUCUAUCAAUAAGGAAAUACUUUCCUUAUCGUGACGUCCUUAUUGUUGUCGUUAAGUGAAGAAUAAACUUUUUUUUAUAUACAUAUACAUAUAUAUAUACAUACAAUAAAAACAAAUCAUUCAAUUGUGCGUUGAUUACAAUAUCGGGAGAGAGAGAGAGAGAAAGAAAAAGAGAAAGAGAGAGAGUGAGUGAAAAUAAAGCGAAUAAACUCGAAUCAAAGUGAGAUAAUUUUUUCGCGAUAAUGUGAAUCAUCGAACGUUCAUUAUUAUGUUUUGGUUUCUUAUCACGCUAAUCUGAGGAAGAGAUAUUAAAAUUAGUUACGUAGGAAGAAAAGGAAAGGGGAAGAAAAUUAAAAAAAAGAAAAAAAUAGUAAAAAGAAAAGAAAAGAAAAAAAGAGAAAUAUUUAACCACGUACUUACUUAGACGGACGAGAUCCGCCUAGUGGAGAAAAAAUGUCCGACGCGAGUGCGUGAGAUCGUGAGAAUAGAGAAGUUUCGAUGGAUCAGAGCAUGAUAGUGACGUCGUUGCCGCGAGGAGGAUCUCUGUCGGAGAUCAGUCGGAGACAACAUACGACGAUGAAAAACGAGUCCGAUGGUAACGUUCAUGUGCACGGACAAGAAACGUCGCAGUCCGUCGGACAACCGAGUUCGACGUUGGUUGGUACGCGUACAAGUUUGGGAUUACACGGGAAUCUUUCACAGAAUCAAAACAUGGAUCAACUUAUGUGCAAUCCUUCGAGCACGGAGGUCGCACGUAAGCCAGGAGCACGUCGGCAAGAGAAACCACCGUAUUCCUACAUAGCCCUUAUAGUGAUGGCGAUACAAUCGAGUCCAGGAAAGAGAUUGACCCUGUCCGAAAUCUAUUCCUUCCUUCAACAACGUUUCCCCUUUUUUCGAGGGGCCUACCAAGGCUGGAAGAAUUCAGUUCGUCACAAUCUCAGCUUGAACGAAUGUUUUAUUAAAUUGCCGAAAGGUCUUGGUAGACCUGGAAAGGGUCAUUACUGGACGAUCGAUCCUUCCACCGAGUAUAUGUUCGAGGAGGGUAGCUUCCGUCGUCGGCCACGAGGUUUUCGUCGCAAGUGUCAAGCUCUUAAACCUCAAUACCCUCAGUAUUUCUCUGCUAGCGGACCUGUAGGGGUUCAGGCUGGUUACGAUAAUCUAACAGCGUCCGGUGGCAUGGAAUACGCAAAUGGUUAUCAGAAUCAAUAUCAGAAUUAUCAGGAGUACGCUAUGUAUGGACCUGCGGCAGCAGUUUCCGCGGAUUGGACCUAUCCCGAGCCGAGUUAUAAGACACCUCCGAUAGCCGAGGUCACUUAUAAGACAACCGAGGUCACUUAUAAGACCGGCGAACCUUCGUCCGUUUAUCGUAAUGGCGAAUUGGUAACGUUUAAGAGCGAGCCCGGUUAUGGUGUCGGCAGGAAUCAGGAUCAACUGAGUUCCGUUGCAGCUUACAGACCCAUAGACGGAUUUCAGCUGAAGGAUCAUCAUCCGCAACAUCAUCAGGAAACGAUAUACAAGGACAACGAGAGUAUGAUGAUCUACAAGUGCGCGGGUAAUCCUACCGUGAACGCUCAGCCUACUACCGGACAAGACUAUUACGUGGGUUAUGGUGCCAUUGGUGUCAACAAUGCCAGCGUUGCAGCCACGGCUAACGUCAACGUCAAUCUCGCCAUGCAAACGGUUCACGAUCAAAACGGAAACGGUAGUCCCGCUGGAAACGUAGCUUCGCCGCAUAGCGCUUGUCAGACACCUGUCACCGAUCACGGGUUGAAAAUGCAAUGCUCGAACUCAAGUUCAAAUAGUUCUGGAGGUAGCAUAAUCGAUAGAAAGCCUUCGUACUUUGGUCAUCCAACGGGUACUGUGAGCUUGAGUUCGUUGAGUUCUUUGAGUUCUCUGAACUUGAGUAACAUCGGUAGUCUGAGCAUAUCGAAUGUGCCAAACGUCGCUGUUUCUUCGAGCCUCCAUCAUGCCAACACACCGCCUCCGCCGCCGCCGCCGCCGCCAACGACGACGACGCCGACGACGACGCCGACAUCGACGAUGUAUUACGAUCAGAUAAAGUACAAUAUGUGAAAAGUGACAAAGUUAGACUUUUGAGAGAAAGGAAACAACAAAAAGCAAAACAACAAAAAAAAAGAAAUAAAAGAAAGGGAGAAAAACUUUACGUCCAAAAUCAUCAAAAGAAAAUUAUCUUAAUUCGUUGAUAACGAUGAAAACGAUAAUGAUGAUGAUAAUGAUGAUGAUGUUGAUGACGACUAACGACGACUACGACGACGAUUAUGAUCGUCCCAACACGACGACAUACUUCUUCAAUUUGACUUUGACGAUUGUCCGCCUAGAGGUAUUAUAAUAUGUAUAUGUAUUUAUGAUUUAUCAUUAAAUACCGUUGUUAAUUUAAGGAUAAACGUUGUCGAGCGAAAUCUGUAGAAUUUAAAUAUCUCAUUCAUCGAAAAAAAGGUAUGGAAGAAAGAAAAUGAGGGUGAAAAAGAAAAGAAAAAAAAAGAAAAAAGGGGAAAAAAGAAAAUAACAAAAACAAACUGGAGUAUUGUUCGUUUAUUGAUCAUAUGACGUCAGCCGGUAUCCCAGUAAAUUCUAUAAGCGCGGAUGACGUACUUACUUAUUCGCCCCCUUCGAAAGCGGUGAUCGAAUGUGAAUAUCCGAGAGAACGACGUCAGGACUCGUCGGUUUUGUGGCAACGAUAAGAACUCGACGGAGAUUGGGAGUUUAUUACGCGGUAAGAUAUUGAGUAGGAAAAAAGGAUAAUGCGAUUCCGCGUAAGAUGAAGUCGGGACGAACGUUUCGUCUGAAAAACCGCGGUGACUGUUUACAUUUUACUUUUUUUUCUUUCUUUUUUUUUUUUGUUUUUUGAUUGUUGGCGGACACGACAGAACAUUGAUUAUUACGAAAUUAAUGUCAUGUCGAUAUUAAAGGAUCAAUCGAAGAUUACAAACACAAAAAAUAUUUGUGAUUUAUU